This is a messenger RNA of Phyllostomus discolor (pale spear-nosed bat), 2423 nucleotides long. It is a transcript of the gene CD6, whose product is annotated as CD6 molecule. The record is from RefSeq and is a predicted model, not a curated record. Lineage: Eukaryota; Metazoa; Chordata; Mammalia; Chiroptera; Phyllostomidae. Bases 228 to 2237 code for a protein of 669 amino acids. Gene Ontology annotation, cellular component: membrane. The transcript has 13 exons.
CAGCCCGGCUUCCUGGAGACCAAAACCACAAGCAGAGCACAGAGAUGUGAGAGACACUCACGGGCUGGGCUUGCCCGCAUGCGUACAGAGCACCUUCUCUCGAGAAGAGGAAGACGCAGCCAGGAUCGGCAAAGGACAGAGCAGGCGUGAGGGGCACCCAGCAGCCGUGUCCACUCCCUGGCCCCGGGAUGGCUUUCCCCGCCGGCAGGCACGCGUAGCCGUCGGAGAUGGCACCAGGCAUGUGGUUCUUCUGCGUGAUCGCUGGAUGGCUGGCGGCGGUUCUCUCAGGUCACCCGACUCCAGCCCCACCCGGCCAGCGCAACACCAGCGGCACAGAGAGCCAGCCCUCGGAGCCAGGGGAGUGGCCGGGGGUCCGCCUGGUGAACGGGAGCAGCCGCUGCAGCGGGACCGUGGAGGUUCAGCUACGACAGUCCUGGGAGCCCCUGUGCCGGAAGUUCUGGGACCUCAAUGCCGCGGAGGCCGUGUGCCAAGUGCUGGACUGCGGAGGGGCAGAGCCGGUGCCGAGCCAGCCAGCUCCAUUGUCGUCGGAACUGCCACGGGUCUGGGCCGCGAGGAACGCCAGCAGGACCCCAAACGCCACGCGAGCCCUGGUGCCCACAGUCCAAUGCAGAAGCCCCGAGUGGCAGUCCUGCGAGGUGGUGGAGCGGGAGUGCAUCAGCAGGGGGCCGGUCCAGGUCACCUGUGCAGAGAAUCGAGCACUGCGGUUGGUGGAGGGUGGCAGCCGCUGUGCCGGCCGCGUGGAGAUGCUGGAGUACGGCCAGUGGGGUUCUCUGUGCGACGACACGUGGGACCUGAAGGACGCCGACGUGGUGUGCAAGCAGCUGAGCUGCGGCUGGGCCAUCCAGGCCCUGCCGGGCUUGCACUUCGCCCCUGGCCAGGGAGCCAUCCACCGGGACCAGGUGAACUGCUCCGGGACCGAGACCUACCUGUGGGACUGCCCAGGGCUGCCUGGACAUGGCUACUGUGGCCACAAGGAGGACGCCGGCGUGGUGUGCUCAGAGCACCAGUCCUGGCGCCUGACCGGAGGCACUGACCGCUGCGAGGGGCAGGUGGAGGUAUACUUCCGUGGGGUCUGGAGCACUGUGUGUGACAGCGAGUGGUACUUCUCAGAGGCCCACGUGCUCUGCCGUGCCUUGGGCUGCGGGACCGUGGACAAACGGCCCAAGGGGCUGCCCCACUCCCUGUCGGGCAGGAUGUUCUACUCGUGCAAGGGAAACGAGACCACCCUCUCGGACUGUUCAUGGCUCUUCAACAACUCCAAUGUCUGUGUGCAGUCCAGGGCAGCCAGGGUCCUCUGCUCAGGUUCCCAGAGGUUGCUCAAUCUGUCCACUCCUGAAGUUCCUACAAGUAUGCAGCCAGUCACUGUAGAACCUUCUGUGACCGUGAAAAUGGAGGACUGGCAAUCUCGGGAGCUGACCCUCUUCAUCACCUCUAUCAUUCUGGGAAUUCUCUUCCUUGUCUCACUCAUCAUCAUUGCCAUCAUCCUCUUGAAAGUUAAAGGAAAAUACGCCCUCCCUGCUAUGGUGAACCACCAACACCUACCUACCACCACCCCAGCAGGGGUCAAUAGCUAUCAAGAGGUCCCCAUCACCAUCCCCAAAGAAGAAGUUCCCAAGCUGUCCUUCCAGGCCCAGGCCCCGCCCCCCGCAGACCCGGACUCGAGCUCGGAAUCUGACUACGAGCACUACGACUUCAGCGCCCAGCCUCCCGUGGCCCUGACCACCUUCUACAACUCCCAGCGACACCGAGUCACAGAUGAGGAGGUCCAGCAGAGCAGGUUCCGGAUGCCGGCCCUGGAGGAAGAGGUGCAUGCCUCCCGGGUCCCACCUGCCAACCCUGCACCCUGCAUUGCAGAUCCCCCCUCCCUGGGCCCUCAGCAGCAGGUGAGGAGCCACAGCGAGUCCAGCACGUCGUCUGGGGAGGACUACUGCAACAGUCCCAGCAGCAGGCUGCCGCCCUGGAACCCUCAGGGCUUUUCCUCAGAGAGGAACCCCCUCCGGGAGCAGCCCCCGAACUUGGAGCUGGCCGGCUCCCAGGGAACCUUUUCAGGGCCCUCGGCUGAUGACAGCUCCAGCACCUCAUCUGGGGAGUGGUACCAGAACUUCAAGCCGCCGCCCCAGCCCGUUUCGGCGGAGCAGUUUGCAUGUCCAGGAUCCUCCGGUCCCCAGCCUGAUUCUACCGAUGAUGACGACUACGACGACAUCGGAGCAGGUUAGGCAGGGCCCAGCGAGGCCCUUCCACUGGACUCCGGCUCUACCUGCUCCCCUGCCCCGCCCCACCCUCCCAGAUUGUGCCCCAGGGUGCUGAGAGGCCCCCCCUGGAGAGAUGAAAGGAAGCUCCACGCCCUGGACUUCUCCGUCUCCAUCCGGCCGAACCUGCUGGCACAGCCCUCUGCCAGCGCC